GUCAGCUGUUCACAGGGGAGAAAAAGAUGGAGCACAGGUGACAUACGUGCAGACCUUGGGGCGCGAGUUUGAUAAUCGUUUGUAAUUAAGUUAAUAUAAUCCCCAUGAAAAGAUAAGUAGGCCCGAGUAAUGACGCGAUACGUGACGAAAAUUUGACGGCAAUCAUCCCCCUGUCGGACCUUCGUUAUUUGUUUAAUUUCGUGGAUAAUGACCAGUGGAGAACGCGACACAAGUCCGCAGAGAAAUGGUGAUAAUUUGCGGCCGACCAAUGAUUCAGGAAGUGAUAACGUGGUCCAAACAUCACUCGCAACAAGCUCCGCACUAGAAGAACGAUUAGCCUCGAAAAUGUUACACUAUGGCAAAGAAUUAUGUUUCUUUGCUGCAAUAUUAUUCACCACCUUAGCAGCUCUGCACACUUCGCCUCCAAAAGUGUCACAACCUCCUUUAGCUCGGCCAUUCUUCAACCAAAGCUCGCUGGUUUUGGAUUUUUACAAGGGUCAUUUAGGCGCCGCUAUUGAAAGAGUCACAGAUGCAGAUCUCAGUUUUGUUAUGUACUACGCACCAUGGGAUGCUGAGAGUCAAGCCGUUCGACAGGAGUUUGAAAUUGUGGCCCGUUUUCACCACAAACAGAUAUUUUUUGCAGCCAUCAAUUGUUGGCACCCAGGUUCAGAGUGCCGGGCUCAAUACAGCAAGAUUCAGAGCUACCCAGUUUUGAUGCUCUAUCCUAGACGAGGACCUGGUGUUCAGUACAGAGGCAUUCGUACUGCAGCGUACAUGAUACGCUUUCUCCAUGCAUUUAUGAACCCAAUAUUCAGAAUUACUGACAGAAAUCAGCUCCUGAACCUGAUUGUAGACUAUGACGCUGUGGUGAUAGGGUACUUUAAUUUUACCGGACUAAAAAACUCGCCGGGAUACAAUGUGUUUUACAAAACUGCAAUUAAAUCACUAGAAAGAGAUCCUAACAGAGAGCUAGCAUUUGCUGUGGUUACCGAUACAUCCGCAGAAUCUAAUUACGGAGUCACGGAAUUUCCUUCUGCUAGAUUGCUACUUUGGAACGAGUCAUUGAGUUAUCCUGUGGAAAAUGAAUGGAAAUCUGAUAGUUUGCUGAAGUGGAUUGGUGGAGCACUACAUCAAGCUACUCUUUGGCUGCAACCCCCAGGUACAAAGUCUCUAACACUAGCACCAUAUUUGAAGGAUGGACCAGUAUUGUUUCUAUUUACACCCAGGAACCCGUUUCAUCGAUAUAACUACUACUAUAAUUUGUUGAAAGCAAUUGGGGUGCAGUAUUAUAAUUGCGGCGACAACUUGAUGAUCGAAGACAUAGUAAACCACUUGGAGUAUGUUCGCCCUAGAGAAAAGGCAAAGCAUUAUGAUAAAAGUAAGCAGUGUAUGCGCCUUUUAGAUAGAAACAAGAUUCAACAACCGGUUCCAAAAAUAAGUAUUUCCGAUCGACAGUGGAUAAACAGCAGCUGUUGUACUCAAAUUUUAACUAAUAAGUGCUUAAUGUGCAAGAAGAAAACAUCUGUGUUACUAAAGAGUGAAGACCCGGUAUGUGCCGCAAAUUUCAACAGCUUUUAUCACAGCUGUAAGCAAAUAGAUGUCUUUAACAUACCUGCAGAAGAGAGGAAAGAACACGAACAAAACGAAUUUUGCUGUGAAAACCAUGAAAUGAUGGAAGGUGUUGAAACUUCUAUUUUAACAGAAGAAAAUGACGCACAAACUCCAAAUGCUUUGUCUGAUUACAUUCUAAAAGAUGAAUGCAGACACUUACUAACUGGAAAUAAUUAUCAUCCACCAGUAUUUCCGAAAAAUUUGCCUCACGAUCAUCAGAAAAUUAAUUUAACAUCUUCCAUAUGCAAGACUAACAAAACAUUGGCUUUGAUAGCUGUUGAUAGCCUGCAGUUCUUUCAUAUUGCUGAGGGGCUGGGUAUUGAUGUUGCAAUAAAGAAAGAUAAAACUACUGUGGCUAUUGUAGACCCUCUGCAAGAAAGCCAAUACAUUUUGGAGCAAGCUGUGAGCUAUAACUCGCUUGUACAAUUCAUAAACAAUUACACCGAAAAUUCGUUAGAACGUUAUUUAUGCUCACACAGCCGUUUGGAAUCAGUAAAGAAUUCUAAAACACACCAGACAUGCAGUUUCAGCGAAAACUCUGUAAUAUGUGUUGCAGAGAUAACAACCGAUACAUUUUUGGAUACUGUUAUGAACCCUGACAAGGAUGUAGUAGUAAUGUACCAUUCACCUUACUGCGCAUUUUGUCACGUAGUAUCAUACGUGUUCCUAACAGUGGCACAGUACUUACAUAACAUGCAGAAUCUAACUUUUGUGCGUAUUAACGGAGACGGAAACGAUCUGCCGUGGGAAUAUACAAUGAACCGAUAUCCAGCCAUUCUCUUCUUCCCAGCUAAGAGAAAAGCAGACAGCACUGUCUUUCCGUUCUCUCUACCAAUCAGCAUUCCAAAUUUCCUCAACUUUGUUCUUGCCAACUUGGAUGGGGAUGCACACGUUGAAGCCUUGGUAAACAUCUGCCACUUGGGAAUAGGAGAUUCGCCAGCUGACUGUGUAUCCCAAAUUAGGCUUCUUUGUUUAGAAAUAAUUGAAGACUUACUUCGGAGCUACAGAAGACUGCGACGAAGUUUAGUUAGUGUUACAAAUAAGACUGCCACAAGUAAGAAAUUGAAAGUGUUACUAUUAAGGUUACAGCAUAUUAAAGAAAUUCAUUUGACAUUAGGGUCGAUCAGCGAUCUACGAAUUGACGAGGACAAGGUUAUCUUAAUUCGGGAUAAGUUUAAAUCGUAUUAUCAAGAGCUAUCAGCUCUUGACAUAGACAAUGGUGUAGAUAGGAAGGUCGUUAGUGACAAGCAUGUAAAUAUUAACAAUGUAAGUAAACUCAGACAUGAGUUGUGAUAUUCGCUCACUCGCGCUAUGCAAAUCUGAUAUUUGGUUUGUGGACACUUUCGUUCCUGUCGUGGUUCAUUAUAUCUGCGCCCGACCAUUGCUCGGUAGCAAAGACACUGCAUUUCAAAUACAACCUAAAGUUUCCAUACUGACUUAUCAAUGUGAUUUGUUGCUGGAUUAUUUAAAAUUGCGCCACUUCAAAUUAAUUUCAAUUUCUGACAAGAGUUGCUGCGUGACGACACAGUGACAUAUCAAAUUGUGAAAUCAUGAGUCUUUUCAUGUUAGAAAACAUUCCCAUUCAACUCUGACGUGGGUUUCUUUUUGGGAAUAUAUUGAAAAAACAAUUACUAAAAUGAUAUGUUAGAUUUGAAAUCCUGCACAAUACAAUGAAUGACAUGUCAUAAAUUUUUUCUCUUGCUAUACCAAAUCCUGGUUGAG
This is a messenger RNA of Diprion similis, 3333 nucleotides long. Its product is annotated as thioredoxin domain-containing protein 11. The transcript has 9 exons. The coding region runs from base 208 to 2904 and encodes 898 amino acids. Lineage: Eukaryota; Metazoa; Arthropoda; Insecta; Hymenoptera; Diprionidae. The record is from RefSeq and is a predicted model, not a curated record.